GUUGAAUGCGCGGCGGAAUCGCGGACAGAAUACCUUUUUUUGGUUUUGCAUUACACUUUUGCGUUUUUGGAACGCUAUGUUGACAACAUUAUUUAUAAUAUUUUUAUGAUUAUAGAGUGUGAAAAUCGUUUCUAAAUAAUUUCGAUAUGGAGGCUUUGUACGACGAUUUGGAAAACUUCAAUGAGUCGAAUGUAAUUGAGGAGUUGAGAAAUGAAAACCAAGACUUGAAGGAUAAAAUUGAGAAAUAUACAUUGACUCUAGAAAAGCUACAAAAAAACAUUUUGCAGGAUUUUGACAAACUAGCAGACGAGUACAAAAAGCUAGAACUGAAUUACUCCUCGCUACUCAAAACCGCCCGGGCUGAAAUUGAAAGAAAGACAAAGAUUAUAACCGAUCUUAACAUUGAAAAAGAUAUGAUGGUGUUGAAUGCCAUCCAAAACAAAAAUGUUCCAAAUUUAAGAAGAAAUUGGGCAGCAGCCAAACCAAAUAAAAACAAGAAUAAUGCAGGGGCUGUUCCAGACAAGAACGCAGCCAAUCAGCCAAAAUCCCAAAGCUCAAUUGCUGGCAGGAAAGAAGCUCCUAAAACUACGACAGAAGAUAAAAGUAUUCCCAUGUCAACAGACAACAAAAAUAUAGUGGAUAUUAAAAACGAAAAGUAUUUGGACCGUACUAGUGAUGCCAAAGAAAAUGUAUGUAAAGUACAGAAAGAGCAAACACAGAAGUCAGCUAGCAUAAGGGACAGGCGGAAAUCUUUGCCUGCUACUACAUUCAGCUUAGCGAAAUUUAGUUCUGAUGAAGAAGGUGAGGUAAUUAGUCCUGCAAAAGAACCAAGAUAUGAGCAUAUAUCUAGUGAUAGCCAUUCCAAGAGGAAUCCUGAUAGAAAUCCUACCAUAGACAAUCCCCCAUUUGACUAUGAUCCCUAUAGCAGAAACAGAAAUUAUGACAAUGAUAAAUUUCGCAACAGGGACAGGUUUGAAACACAAAGACCUAGAUUCAGUCCAGAAAGAUUUCUUCAUAAAUCUAAAAGAGAUUAUUCAGGAGACCGUAGAUUUCACAGAGAUCGUUUGAAAGAUCAUGGACAUUAUAGAGAUAGUUCAGGAGGAUAUAGGUCUGACAAAGAUGGAGAAAGAUUUCAUAGGGAUGGACCAGGAGACAACAUACAUUUUAGAGAUCGUUCAGGAGAUCGCAGACCUUAUAGAGAUCAUCCAGGAGACUUCAGAUCUCGUAGAGAUGGUUCUGGAGAUAAUAAGCCUCGUCGAGAAGAACCAGGGGGCAAUAAAAAACCUAAUUUAAGAAAACGGCGAUUGGAAAGUCCAAGUAGAGAUAAUUUUCAACAAUAUCAACAAAAGAAUCACGAAGAGUUUGAGCGAGAGUAUAAUGACGAGAGAAAUCAGUUUAUACAGGAUGCAGGAAAUCCUAAAUAUCAUAGUGAUUAUGAAGUCCCUUCUAAUAAGAGAGUGAGGACAGAUUCUUAUCACAGGAGUGAGCAAGAUAGCAAGUGUAUUAAAGGAAAGCCUUUGGACAAUGCUCCACCACCUGCUGUUGGAAGUAUUCUAAGUGAAGAUGUGUCUUGCCAAUCACCAGAUAAUAUGUCCACAGAAUUAGCUGCUGUACCAAAAGAAAUUAAGUUGGUUGCUGAGGUAAAAAUUGAUGAUCCUAGAGAACAUAGCAAUAAAUACACAAUAAGAACAGAGAAUGGCGAAAAAGUGUUGUCUACUGUAGCUGGCAGAAAUGUUGACUUGAAACCAGUGAACAAAUCUGUAUGGAAUAAAGUAGAAGUAAAAAUACCAGUAGCCUUAAUGAGACGUCCCUCAGAGGAUCGUAUCAAUGAUUUAUAUGGCAAUAUGGAUAUGGACAACGCUACCUACGAUAUAUUAUCUAAUGAUUCUGAAGUAACCAGGGCCUCCUUGUAUAAUAUAUCUACAGAUCCUUUUCAUUGUGAUCAAUUUGGAAACGAUUGUCAAAACGAUAAAAAUGGGGUUCAAAAACAUCAUAAAAUUGACAUUGCACAAGUUGAAAAAGGUGUUGACAAUCCAAAGAGUAUCGAAAAAAGCAAUGUCCAAAAAGAAAAUGAUAUCGAAAUGUCCACCAUCUCGACAGAGAAAAACUUAGAACAGACUCAUGGAAAGGAUAUAAUGCAGACAACUGUAGAUUGCACUCAAACUUUCGACAAAGGAGCGAAACCGGCAGAAAACACGGCGGAUGAAGACAUAUUGGUGCAGUCAAAAAUAAUAGAGCCACAAAGUUCGAAAGAAGAUUCAUUACAAACAGAAUGUGUUCUAUCACUUGCAGAAAAGGACACUCUUCCAGAGGAAAAGAAUAUCAAAGAAUCAAUCACCAAAGAAUCUUCAAAUGUAAUUAAAAGUAAAUAUAAAAUUCCUAAAGUGAAAAAUAACGACCAGUCUGGGGAAAGUAAACUUUCAGACAGAAUAAUACAGUCAAAAAUAGUAGAUCCAGAAAGUUCGAAAGAAGAUUUCAUACAAACUGAACGUGUUGUUCCAUCACUUACUGAAAAGGAGACUCUUCCAGCGGAAAUUAAUUUCAAAGAAUCAAUCACCAAUGAGUCUUCAAAUCUAUCUAAAAGUAAAUAUAAAAUUCCUAAAUUAAAAAAUAAGCACCAGACUGGCGAAAGAAAACUUUCAGACAAUAAAGUUACAGAUGAUGGAUUAGAAGUUGAUAAACAAAGCGAAAACCUAGUCGACAAAUCUGGCAACCGAGAAAAAGAACUGUCAGAUAGUAAGCAUACUGAAGAUAAGUUCGACAUUGAAAUACAUGGCAAAAGCCAAAGAAAACUGUUAGAUGUUAAGCACGCGAAUGAUAAAAUAGAAGUUGAGAAACAUGGCAAAAGCAAACUGUCUGAUGAUAAACACAUCAAGGAUAGAUUACAAGAUGACAAACUUGGCCAAUGCGAUAGAAAACUGUCAGAUGAUAAACACAGCGAAUACAGAUUGGAAGUUGACAAACAUGACUACCGCGAAAAAGAACGCAUUGAUGAAAAACAUACUGAUGAUAGAUUAGAUGCUGACAAACAGGACAAUGUUUCAUCAAAGCAUAAGCUUACAGAUAAAGAUACAACAGUAACUGCCACGGAGCGAAGAAAUAACCACAUGACCACCGAUGCUGCUAACAAAGUUAUGGUUGCUGGUGAUUUAGAACUCAGUGAUGAAAGUAGCGAUAUCGACCUUUUGAAACGCGUCAUGAAAAAAGUAGAGAAACAAUUCCCGUCUCAAAGUAAAGUUGUUGCACUAAAAACUGUUCCUGAUAAAGAUGAUAAAAACAAAGACGCAGAUUGUAAAAUAGACAAACCGAUUAGUAAUAUUCUAAGUGAGAGCAAUGUAGAUAUUCAACUGAAAGUUGCAGAUAAGACUAAAAGUGAAUCAGAUGAUGCUAGCAAAAAAGGAAAAAGUAAAAACAAGAUAACUAAACAAAAAUCCGAAAAGGGAACAUUGAAAAUUCCCGAAGAAAAUAUUAUUGCCUCAUCUACACAAUCAAAACCAAUAUUAAAGCAAACUGAUGUGCCCAAAAAUAUGAAAUCAAAAUUCAGUGAUUUGUUUGGUGAUAGCAGUAGUCUUAUAACACCUGAAGACCUGGGUUUGACCGCGCUAGAAGUUCGAAUAGAAUCCUCCUCUACAAAGUAUUUUCCUAUUUUCGAAGAUGCCCAGGACGCCGCUGAUCUUGACGGUAAAGUUAUCCAGACGAAUGCGGAUUUGCUGGGUAUCCCUAAAGAACCUAUUGGUGUAACCAACCCUAUCAAAAAUACAGAUCAAAAUAAAGGUUUAGAUAAAAGCACGAGUAAAAGUGAUAAUAUAAUUAAUUCCAGCAAAAGUAAAGAAAAGAAAACACACAACGAGAAACCUACUGAUACAGAUGUAACUAAACAGAAACCUCAGCAACGUACAAGUUUAGCAAUGGAACUCGAACCCAAGCCUCUUGUUCCAAACGAUAAAACUAAAUCUUCCAAAAAUACAGAAAAGGAACAUGUUAUUAAAAAGACUGAUGUCAAAGAAAAGAUUAAAAAUAGUAAACAUUUAGAAACACAACAAGUUAAUAAGAUGGAUGCAGUUGAAACUAAACCUAAAUCAAAAUCGAGUAAAAAAGAACAGCAUGAUACUAAUCCAUUAGAUGCAAAUGACAACGCACAAUCAAAUACAAAUCACACUCAAAAUGAAAAUGAUGAAAUGAAAACAAAAGAUCAAAGCAAUAUUGAAAUAAGUGUAACGACAACAGGGAAAAUAGAAGUAAAUGACACUAAAACAAAGACAAUAGAAACUAGGAAAAGGAAAUCAAGAAAACAUGAAGAAAAAACACAACCAAUUGAACCAGAGACUCCUCAACCGGCUGUGAUAACUGUUGACCUUGAUAGAACGUCUCCACUAACAUCAGAUAUAUCACAACCUAAAUGCAAUAUGAAAGAGUCAGAAAUUGUGAAAACAGUUAUAAUAUCUACUGGAGUACAACCAUUAUUUGUUCAAGAAAAUAUGCCAGUGAAUGUCAUUAGUCCAAUUUUGGUCCAACCUGUGACGCCUAAUAUAGAUAGUCGAGCGACAGACGUCAAUCCAAUGAGUUCCGUUCACAUCCACGCUCUAGCGACGUCGACACCCGCGAAGGAAGUUUUGCAGAAUUCGCAAAAUGUCAACUUGCAAGAUAUAGUUUGUAAAACCCCUGAUGUCAAUAACACUUCCAAUGACCAUUCUGUUAACAAUGACACGGAAGCACCAGACGUACGGAUUUUCGUGAAACGGAGAAGAAGAGUUUUAAAAAAAGCUACCCCUUCUAAGACUUGAACUGAUUUGUUAUAAGAUUCCUGAACGUCUUGCGACUGUAGUUAAUUAAAAUUUGUAUUAUAUAAUUAUGUGUUAUAGAUUUUCUAUAAGGAAUUAUCAUUGUCAUCUGUACCUGAUUGGUACUAAUUUUAGACUGUACAAAUAAAUUAAGUAUAUUACAUGUUAUAGUUGCAAUUAUGCAGGACUUCACUUUGGUUCCGUGUUCGAUCCUAUUUGCUUUGCGGAAAUGAGAGCAAGAAAUAGUUUUGUGUAAUGGUGGCGAAAGAUAAAAUUCGUCUUAAUGUAACAUACAUGGACUCCCCCUUUUGGUAGUUGAUUUAUUGAGGAGAACCUACUAAAUAUAAUAAUUUCAUUUUUUUAGGAUAGAUGCUACAUUUGGCGUGAAAACAGAUUCAUGAAAUUUCAUUUAUUUUGUAUUAUUGUCAAAUGGAGAUACAAAACCAUCAUUUGUUUUAUAUAAUCGUUGCACAAUUUGUGUACUUAUCUAGUUUUUAUAAAAAUACAAAAAUAUUGUGUAAAAUAUUGGCCCAGACCUAUCUUUUUUAAAUUAUUUUAUUUCGGCACACAUUUACAUACCAUUUAGUUCGUUUGUUGCCCUUGUUACUACCAAUCUAACUACCAGUAGUUAUACCGUUAAUUUUUAUUACCCUUACUACUCCAAUAUCGAAUUAGAAGGGUAAACUUGAAAAUCCCGUGUUACUACCGUAACUUCCUAACAAAUAAGGUAAGAAAAUAAUAAUAAAAAAUCUGCCUAGUUUUUUCAGUUGUAGAAAAGUCUUCGUUAUAUCUUUAGCUCUGUUCAUAUAAGAAAUACAUACGAGGAGAAACUGGACAGAGUGCUAAUAUCUUUUGUUCCUCACCAUGUGCCCAAUUUUACAAGUUACCAAAAAAUACAAAAAAUAACAUUUCGUUUAAGGCGAAGGCAAAUGUCAUGUUGUAUUGUCACCCCGGGGGUCAGUGCUAGAGGCAUUACCAUAGAUAAAAUUAAACUACCUUACUGUGAAUAAUCAAGUCUGGGCCGCAUAAUUUACAACUGUACAUAGCUAUGUAUUGUAAAAAAAAGAAAUUCAAUUUUGUUAAAUAAAAUACACAAAGUAUUCCCAGAACAGUCUUUAUUUUCCUUAC
This is a messenger RNA of Plodia interpunctella (Indianmeal moth), 5909 nucleotides long. RefSeq names its product titin-like. The coding region runs from base 147 to 4784 and encodes 1545 amino acids. The transcript is spliced from 7 exons. The record is from RefSeq and is a predicted model, not a curated record. Lineage: Eukaryota; Metazoa; Arthropoda; Insecta; Lepidoptera; Pyralidae.